UCAUGCGCUUGCAAGGAGCGAUUAGGCGCGCCGCGUUAUGGACGAUCCGGGGAAGGAGAAGGAUGGAGCCCAGGAUGCAGAGAGCGAAGAUUUUGGAGAAUAUUCAGCCCCAGCAGCUGAUAGUUCUAGUGGGGCGCCUGAAGAUGGUAGGACAGUUUUGGAUUCUGGCAGCAGCACAGAGAUGGAAUUGGAGGAGACCAUUCAAAGACCAGAUACAGAACCAGAUUCGGAAGAUCACCCAGAAAAAAUGAAAAGUAAAACUUCCAUGUCUUCAGAGAGGUCUUCUUAUGAGGAGAGUCAAGUGGGGAAGACUGAUGUCAUUUCAGAGCCAGACUCAGCAAUUACUCCCUGGGAAACAGUGACAGAGCCAUCCUCAGAAGGAGAGCCACCCUCAGAAGGAGAGCCACCCGCCACCUCUGAAGGAGAGCCACCCUCCACCUCCGAAGGAGAACCACCCUCGGAAGGAGAGCCACCCUCCACCUUGGAAGGAGAGCCACCCUCCACUCCUCAGAAGGAGAGAGAACCACCCUCGGAAGAAGAGCCACCCUCCACCUUGGAAGGAGAGCCACCCUCCACCUCCGAAGGAGAACCACCCUCGGAAGGAGAGCCACCCUCCACCUCUGAAGGACAACCACCCUCGGAAGGAGAGCCACCCUCCACCUCCGAAGGACAACCACCCUCGGAAGGAGAGCCACCCUCCACCUCCGAAGGACAACCACCCUCGGAAGGAGAGCCACCCUCAGAAGGAAAGGCACCCUUGGAAGGAGAACCACCCUCCGAAGGAGAACCACCCUCCGAAGGAGAGCCACCCUUGGAAGGAGAGCCACCCUCCACCUCCGAAGGAGAACCACUCUUAGAAGGAGAGCCACCCUCAGAAGGAAAGGCACCCUCAGAAGGAGAACCACCCUCAGAAGGAGAGCCACCCUCCAAAGGAGAGCCACCCUCAGAAGGAGAACCACUCUCUGAAGGAAAGCCACCCUUGGAAGGAGAGCCACCCUUAGAAGACAACAAGAUGCCAUUGCCAAGCUUAGCAGGAACAAAGAGCCGUCCUACGAUCCUGGGAGGAGUCAGAAGAGAAAGUUCCUCUUUAUACACGUCAAGCAGGGAGGCACUGGAUACUAUGGCUGCCGAUAUGCUCCAGAAACCCUUUGGCAUUUCUGUCUCCAUGCAGACAGAUUCAAGCUGGCUUCAUGAUCACUCGCCCAAGAAAAAGCCCAAGAGAAAGCUGAAGGAUAAACGCCUCUUUCUUGAGAAUGAUAUUUACGCUGUCUUGUCCCAAGAUCUCAGCAGUUUGGACAUUUUAUGCGACUCAGAGUUUAAAGAAGAAUUUGUAAAGCUGUUUCAGGAAUCGCUGCGAACACUGUCCAGUGUUGGGCUUCCGACUAUCCUAGCGUAUAGACGGGAAGAAUCACGAGGAGACAUGGAAAUAACGUUGGAAGAAGAAUAUCCUGCAAAUUGUGAGUUCUGUGGAAGCUUGUUGAGAGACUUUCCUUCAUUUGAAAGUCUAGAAAAAAUAGCAGAAUACGGUUCUCUUUUCUGUUGCCAGCGAUACAGAGAUCUACAGGAGUUCAUUAUGAAUGAAAGGAAGCUCUACAUGAAGAUGGGAGUGGAACUGAUUGAUAUAAAACCCCAUAAGGCCUACGGGACUGAGGCGGAGAGGCAAUUAGCACGGGAAAGGGCCCGCCAAAGGAUGCGAGAGAGACAAAUGGCAAAACAUUUGUCCUACGUUGCAGCUCAAAGGGAAAAAGCAAUGAGCAUGAUACAUGUCAGUCCUGAGUAUAAUAAACAACUCAAAACUAUUUCAUACAUUAUGUCCCAAGAACCUCCGUCUUCAACGGGCUGCACUAAAAUUCCAGCAAUCCCAGCGGAACGGAGGAUGAGUGAAGAUAUGACCUAUAGUAUCUCUUGUUGUGAUUUCACCAUUGCAGGUGGUAAGUUAUUGAAAAAUCAGUUCUUGCAACAAUACUACAAAAAUGGCAUCAAGUUUCUUACUAUGUUUCCAGAUGGGACAGCACAAAUUUUCUAUCCCUCUGGGAAUUUGGCCAUUAUUGUUGUAAAAAAGGAGAAUAACGGUUACAUUUGUAUAGUGCAAGAAGACAAGUCUGAGAAUGCAGACAUCCAAGCGGUGUUUGACUCCUCUGGGAAAGGGACUUGCUAUCAUCCUAAUGGAAUUAUAUGGAUAAACAUUACGGUUCGAGGAGGACAUUAUUCAGACCAAGAUGGCAACAAAGUAAAAACAUGGAUCUGGCCAAAUCACUUGCAGAAGUACACUCCCACCGUAUCGUUUAAACCCGUAUUUGGGUCCUUGAACCUGAAUGUCGGUGUCAGGAUUCUUGGUCAAGACAAAGUUGCCAUUUCUUUCCUGGCAAUGGGGAAACAAGCAAAAAUCAACAUAGGCACAAAAGUGCAGCCAUCCAGUCAUCAUCAGCCGUGGCCAAAGUCUGUGUCUGCGGAUGACCUCGUGCUGUUUGCAAGCAGAAUAAAGAUCCUCAAAGCAUUUGCUAAACUGCAUGACAGCAUAGAAUUUUCCUCCAGUGAUCAGUGGACUAAAAUUCAGCUCCCUUCGUACAUUUCAAAACAGGCUUUGAAACUGAUGGACCUUUGUAGAGAGUCUGCUGUAAGUGCAACUCUGGACAAUUUAAUCAUGUCAAUAAUAAACAUGCCAGCUUGAUUAGCA
Messenger RNA from Sphaerodactylus townsendi, 2677 nucleotides. It is a transcript of the gene ERICH6, whose product is annotated as glutamate rich 6. The record is from RefSeq and is a predicted model, not a curated record. The coding region runs from base 38 to 2671 and encodes 877 amino acids. The transcript is spliced from 19 exons. NCBI's taxonomy places the organism in Eukaryota, Metazoa, Chordata, Lepidosauria, Squamata, Sphaerodactylidae.